Amblyraja radiata (thorny skate) is the source of this 4395-nucleotide messenger RNA. RefSeq names its product proline rich transmembrane protein 4b (gene prrt4b). The coding region runs from base 262 to 3504 and encodes 1080 amino acids. The record is from RefSeq and is a predicted model, not a curated record. Lineage: Eukaryota; Metazoa; Chordata; Chondrichthyes; Rajiformes; Rajidae. The transcript has 4 exons.
CACCAAGCGGACUCCCUGUCCUGGCUUGUAUAAACACAAAGGGCUGCAGUCAGUCACUCGUCCUCCCUUUUUCCUUGUCGCUGCCUCUUUCCCAGGGCUCUGUCUGCGCCGGGUUUUGACAGCUGAAUAGUGUGUCUGCUCGCUUAUUGUGCUCUAGCCCGGAGAGGAAGCUGCAUUUUCACAAGAGGCGUCGGCAGGACCCCGGACUAAGGAUUUCUGACUACCGUUCUAAUAUUCACAGAGUGCCUGGAGAAUAUCAAUAUGCUGUGCACCAGUAUUAUUUUUGUGCACGUUAUUUCAUCUUUCGUGAUGGGAACAAAAGCUGCAGCAGAGGGAGUUACGGAACAUGAGGCACCUCAGGCCACCAGUCCAUCAUUUCAAAGAGAUUUGAUUGAUCUCAUCCGGUUAACCACUAUGAGUCAUCAGGGAUUUGGACUGGAGCUACCUCUGGCAUCAUCUGCGUUGCCUCCAGAAACGGAAAGUAACCUUGAACCUUUGCUGCACUCUCACAUGUCAACACUGCCCGCACAAAGGCAGGCUAGUACAAGUCCAGUGUUGACGUCUUGGAUGCCGACAGUUGAAGGUGAGACUAGUGCAGAGCCAAUGUUGAUACCACACAUCAGCGUAGAGUCUGGCGAUAUCUCUGCAAAUGCUGAAUCGUUCAACCAAGGUGACAUUGGCUCUCCCAGAAGUGUUGCACAGCUGGAAGCUGCCACAUUUUCAAACAAAAAACAUAUAGAUGUCCCAGCUGCCACGGAAGGUCUUAGAGGAGCCAUUCCUACUCGUCAUCCAGAACUGGUGAACAAAUUCAGCAAUUCCACUGACAUUUCCAUUCAUGACCUGUCUACAAUUGGAUUUCAUCUGGCUGGAUCCUCAGCUCUGUCAGCUUCAUCCCUGAUGUAUCCGGCGAGGCUGGGAACCACCCCUGAGUCCCCACAGGGAAGAUCAAUGAUGCCAAUCUAUACAUUUCCUGGUUCUCAGAAAAGACCAGCCACAGAAAGACCAAUCAUCACCACUCAAAGUGCUGAGGUGCUGACCAAAGUGAAGCCAUCAAUCCAAAUGACUUCUGAUCUUUGGAACAACGUGCUUUUCUCAGUGACUGAACUAACACCUGAGACCUUGAAUCCAUCCUCAAAAGGUAUUACCCAUCAAAUGGUCACAUCAGCCAAAGACAAAUCCAACCAUGGGUUGUCAACAGUAAAAGAAACAUCCUCGGGCAUCACCCUGCUCAACGAAGAGGUUGAGUUGGAUAAUACUGCAGCUCCGAGUACGACAUUGGGAAGAAGCACACCUACUAGCGAAGCACACAAUGCCAGCUCUCCUGAUAAAGGGAGAUUGGAUUAUUUAUUCAUAACUUUGCUUUCUUCUACUCCAGCCAACCAACCUCAACAAACAAAAGUCAAUGAGCAGCCAGAAAGGGCAACAGUGCCAAUGGAAACUGUCUCCACACUUGUUACCUCUGCCACCUCUGAGCCAAACAUGGAUAUGGGAAAUCGUGGAGGUUGGGACACAGUCAGUCAUCCACAAACUUCCACUCCAUCAACCUUGUGGACAAAGCCAACACAAUUCACAGAUUCUAAUGUUGGAUAUGAAAAUGUUUCUGCUGUUGCUCUCCCAGCAGCAUCCACUGUAUCCAGCUAUGGCCCGAAAGGAAACUGCAGUUCAUGCAAAGAUCGGAGCUCCAUUCACCCUGAUGUCGAAGGAACCCAAGACACAACCUUCAAUCCUCAUUACCCAAUUAUCUCUCCACUAUUUGUUAUCCUCCACACAGACUGGAACACAGCACUGGCUGAAUGGGGCCUAGCUUGGGACCUCCAUGUCUAUGGACUGGGGUUAGCUUUUGGCUUUGCAGGAAUCAUGUCUGCACUCGGUAUCCUCCUCCUCCCCUUCAGAUCUCCCUCGGGUUUCGGCUACUUCAUGGUUCUCAAUGGUCUGCUUUUCCUGACGAGCUCAACCCGAACUUUCACUUUCCUUUAUGAUGCUUACUGUUACCAGGACAAACUACCUGCAACCGUUGCUUUACUGCUCCAUGACUUGGUCUUUCCUUGUCUUACUUCUGCCUUUGGACUCAUAAUCUUGGUUCUCUCUCUGAGACCCGGCAUGGAAGUUGUGGCAUCGAGUUUCCAGCGAUCCUGCCUGCUAAUCGCUCUAGUCCUUCUCCACUUCACGCUCAGCGUGAGCAUACUUCUGGUCACCUUGCUAAAGCAAGCUCCCUUCCUCCUCUUUGUAUCACAUGGGAUUUUUGUGGUAUUGGUGACCAUCUUAUCCAUCCUGGUUUUUGCAGUAUACUGUCACACCCAAAUGGUCGACAUGCAUGUCUACAAUGUGAAGUCCUCCACACCUUCCAUGGAUGCCUUCAACACCCAACCCUUUGGAGACAUUGGGCAUUGGGGAAGGAUGGCCAGGUUAGCAAUGUGGACUGCAGUGUUUGGCUUGUGCUGUGCUGCAUUUCAGUUAUAUGCGAUUCUGUAUGGCCUAGGUCUGGCUGGAGAUCAUGUUUUCCAGCCAUGGCCUUGGUGGAUUUUCCAGUUUGGCACCAGUUUGUGUGAAGUGGGGAUGUCCCUCACCAUGUCCCUUAUUGGUAUCUACCCUUUGUUUUGCAUCCAUAAGUUCGACCACAACUGUUGCAACAAAACGUUCUGCCUCUCUCCAACUCAUGCUUCCAUGAAAGCCCCUAUACUCGCUAACACCUAUCAGUGGUCAACCUCACACCAGGCGAAGCCACUGGGCAGUGACACGAUUGUUCGAAGCCAAUCUGAAUGUCUGCCACUCUACACAAUGUCUGACAACCAGCUUAGCAGUGGUGAGGAGAUCAACCUGAUCUAUCACAGCACUGAGGUAAAAUAUCUGGACUGCCAUUUAAGGCAUGGCGGGUCCUCUAGGACCUCCUCCUUCAUCAGUGUUCAGGUAGACAGUGAUUCCACUGCUGACCUGAGACCCCCGUCUCCCAUUAACCUGAGGCGCAGCAUAGACGAGGCUCUCUUCAGUGAGGCCCUCAUUCCCGAAGGUCUCUUCCAUUGGUCAAGGCUAAACAGCUCCAGCAACAUGUCCCUCUGUGAGAACAGGUCCCUGCCAACCAGCAGCGAAGUCUUCAAGGAGAAGGCAGAGGAUAGAGGGCUGUAUCGGACAUCAUCUUGUGCUGGGAUGGAGAGGGGACUUGCCAGCACCUUUAGGAAGCUCAAUGUGAUUCGAGCCUUGUCUGUCGAUAGGUGGGAGGACAGUAAUGCUAGUUCAAUCUGCAGAACACCCCAGGGAGGAUCCUCGCUGGCACUUUGCUCCAACCCAGACAGACGGAGUGUCUUAACCAUCAGCCCAGAGCAGAAAUAUUUCAGGGACUCCUCCCAAAUAAGUCUUCUCCAGGUUCCGAGCCAGUUUCAGGCUCCGCCCGCACAAGAGGACAUGGACAAUAAUGACCUCCCGGAUUCAGUAACUCAAGCUGAAUUCAUGAAGAUCUGCAAGCAAAUUGACCAGCUCAGUAUUAGCAGUGACACAAUCGAAUUGUGAGUUUGGCAUUGGGACAGUUGCCAGCCAAUGCUUUUGCCAGCCUGCCUCAUAUUUCAUAUUUGAAGAUGCUUAUAAGGAUCUGUGCUCCAGAAAUGAAGACUUGCAAUGCCUCCAACCAAAAGAUCAGAGAUGGCUGGGCCGAGAACACAAAGGCCAAUCGCGGUCUUGAGUGGUAGGAAAAGAUGGGAACUGGACUGUGUUUUGUACUCUUCAUUACUCUGAAUGGGAGAGAAUUCCAGGCAUAAAGUGUAAUGCGAGUCAAGGUUUAGUUCGCACUACAUACUUCCAACAUACUGAUACUGCCAUUAAACUUCUGCAGCUGUGAAUAUGUAUAUAUGGUGAAAGACUGUGCUCGUGAUGUGCUGAGAAACUGGGCUUCUAAGAUAGCCAAAGAGAAAUUUCAUGGUUUAGAAUUGAGAUGUGUCAGCUAUUUCUGAGGUUGUUCAUCUGAGUGACUCACGCACACAGUGCCAAGACCCAGAGAAAUUGCUGCCAGUGCUCAGUUAAACUGCUGUCAAUUUGGGCAAACAGACUGAAUCUGGUUUUGGUUAGGGAACUAAGAAAGUGAGGCCUGAAUGAUUGGUAGACUGCAUUGGCGUAUUUAUGUCAAAACAGGACAGAGGUGUGCCACUGGACCUGCCUCUGUUCCCAUUAAAUAUCUUGCUAGUCCCUAUCCUAUAGAAUAGCUGCAUAAUGCAGCACUGGACAGGAUUGUAGACAGAAAAUCAGAAUAGAGCCAGGUUACAUUAACCUAAACUCUUAAUUGUUCUGAAGCAGGUUCUUGAUGAAGGAGGGACUAAACUUGUAACCUCUGUUUAAGAAGGAACUACAGAUGCUGGAAAAUCGAAGAUAGACAAAAGUGCUGGAGAAACUUAGCGGGUGCAGCAGCAA